AUGAGCUCGCUGGCUGCAUCAUUCAAAGACAGUCCACGUCAGAUACGCAAGAAGAUGGGCAAAGAAAGCUACAAUCUAACCCAGGCUGCAGAAGACGAUCCGUUCCUCAAUGGCAUUACUUUCCAUGUCACAUACCUGGGAUCUGGCUACCACCCCACUGGAGUUGGAGAAGGAUGCACAAACGAUGUGGUAACCGAGGUUUGGCGUCAAUCGCAGGAGUCACGAAACGUUGGAAAGAAGAUGUCUAUAGUAGUCACAGACAAAAGUCUGAAACUGAAAGAUAUGACCACCAAAAUGGUGGUAGAUGACAUUCCGCUGUACAGAGUUUCUUACUGUGGAACUGAUCGUCGGCACCGAGUUGUAUUCGCCUUCGUCGCAAAAGAAAUGGACACUGGAAAAAUGAAAGUGCACGUGACGAGAGCAGACAACGAAAAGAAGGUGCAAGCUAUGUGCAUGACAGUCAGCAGAGCAUUUAGCAUUGCUUACAAAUCUUGGCAAUACAAGAACAGAAAAAUUGCAAAGGACAACAGUCCACACUCGUCUCCUAAGGCCGUACGUAGAGACAACUUUGCCAAGGCACCUACAAACCCAUCGCCCACCCUGACAGCAAAGAUGGCACAACUCAAGCCUCCUUCCGCAGUGCCAGUAGCAAUGAUCCCAACACUGGCACCUCCACCAGCAUCACCAUCUCAAUUACGUGUCCAAAAAAUUCCAGUGAAACCAGCACCACAACAAAUCCAUGUAGUUCACACUGGGUCACCACUGAUUGCACCAGCUUCGACACAUAGAAAAGUUGCCAGUGAUACUGAUGAGAUCAAUGAUGAGUUCUCCAACCUCGCAAAGGCCAGAUCACACCCAGAUUUGCUGGAUUCUAAUACUGAUGAAGAAUUUAACAUGGCAACAGUCAAAGAGCAAGCUGACCCGGGAUCAGUAGAAAACUUGCUUGACCUCUAAACAAGCAAUUCUCUACAUUAGCGAACUGUCAGUGCAUUGCUACAGUCUUCUAUGUUUUGCUUUGCUUGUUUCUUAACUAGACUUCUCAUUUCAAUUUUGACGUCAUUUUCUAAUUUGCAACAGUAGCAGCACUACAGUUUUCAGAAGUAUACUUACUUAGCAAUAUGCUACACUUUCAAUAGAUUCUUACAUUAUUUCACAACA
Corticium candelabrum is the source of this 1158-nucleotide messenger RNA. RefSeq names its product low density lipoprotein receptor adapter protein 1-like. Bases 1 to 954 code for a protein of 317 amino acids. The transcript is spliced from 2 exons. NCBI's taxonomy places the organism in Eukaryota, Metazoa, Porifera, Homoscleromorpha, Homosclerophorida, Plakinidae. The record is from RefSeq and is a predicted model, not a curated record.